This is a messenger RNA of Aaosphaeria arxii CBS 175.79, 3075 nucleotides long. Its product is annotated as NPL4-domain-containing protein. Gene Ontology annotation, biological process: DNA replication; ubiquitin-dependent protein catabolic process. The record is from RefSeq and is a predicted model, not a curated record. Gene Ontology annotation, cellular component: nucleus. Bases 1 to 3075 code for a protein of 1024 amino acids. Gene Ontology annotation, molecular function: DNA binding; ATP hydrolysis activity; ubiquitin protein ligase binding. Lineage: Eukaryota; Fungi; Ascomycota; Dothideomycetes; Pleosporales. The transcript has 4 exons.
AUGAUACUCCGAUUCGUGAGCAGAGACGGGCGCUUUCGACUCACCGUUGAACCCACAACAACAUUCCCAGACAUAAUCUCGGACAUCGCUGAGAAGCUGCCAAAGAAUGUAGACCUUUCCAGCAUCUCCGUCAGUAACAGGCCGCAGGGUGGGGAUGCAAGGAAGUUGACCUCGCUCAAAGGCGUGACGUUCGAGCAGGUCGGCCUGACCAACGGUGCAGAGCUCUUCCUUGAUUACCAGGACCAGUCAACGAUAUCAAAUGGACACCCCGCAGCUCCUUCGGGGCCCGCUCGACUUAACGGACGCGCCGUCUCGCCUGACGCAGAACCCUCAGUACCCAUCGGUUCCCCAACACAGUUGAUCAAGAAUCCAUGGGAAACAGUAAAGCAGUCGCCACUCGACGACAAGCUGGACAAGCUCGAUGGAAAGAUACCGCGGAAGCUGGACCAGAAGAUGUGCAGACACGGUCCCAAAGGCAUGUGCGAUUACUGCAUGCCGUUGGAGCCGUAUGCACCGGAGUACCUUGGUGAUAAGAAGAUCAAGCACCUUUCGUUUCACUCAUACUUGAGAAAGAUCAACGCAGGAAAGAACAAACCCGAGAGUGGAAGCUCGUACAUGCCCCCUCUCACAGAGCCAUACUAUCGCGUGCGCCCAGACUGCCCCUCCGGACACAAGCCAUUUCCAGAAGGCAUCUGCACCAAGUGCCAACCCAGCGCCAUCUCUUUACAGCCACAGGAAUAUCGGAUGGUGGACCACGUGGAAUUUGCAUCCAUGGGUAUCGUGGAUGAUUUGAUCGGGUUCUGGCGAGCAACUGGGUGCCAACGGCUGGGCUUCCUUUACGGUCGGUACGAGCAGUACGACGAAGUACCCUUAGGCACAAAGGCUAUUGUUGAAGCUAUCUACGAACCGCCACAAGUAGGAGAGCUCGACGGAAUAUCGCUAGGAGAGUGGGAGAACGAGAAGGAAAUCGACGAGGUGGCAAAACGCUGUGGAUUGCAGAAGGUCGGUGUAAUCUACACAGAUCUUCUAGAUGCAGGAGAGGGAGACGGAUCGGUCAUCUGCAAGCGACACAUUGACUCUUACUUCCUUUCGUCGUUAGAGAUCGCAUUUGCAGCACGAUACCAGGCGAAACACCCGCGCCCAUCGAAGUGGAGUGAGACGGGUCGAUUCGGCUCGAACUUCGUCACAUGCGUUGUCAGCGGUGAUGACAAGGGUCAAAUCGGCAUCUCAGCAUACCAGGCGUCGAAUGCAGCGGUAGAGAUGGUGCGAGCAGAUAUCAUCGAGCCUUCAGCUGAACCUUCGGUCAUGCUGGUGCAGACGGAGGACGACAACGAAGCCCUUGGCCGAGCACGCUACAUCCCCGAAGUGUUCUUCCGCAAAGUCAACGAAUACGGCGCCAACGUGCAGGAGAACGCAAAGCCAGCAUUCCCCGUAGACUAUCUGUUAGUGUCAUUAACAAACGGUUUCCCCAAGGAACCAAGUCCAGCCUUCACUGGCUCGAAAUUCCCUAUCGAGAACCGAGAGGUUAUGGGGGAGACGCAGGAGUUCGGAGCAUUGGCAAAGGCGCUGAACUCCAGGGCCAAUGGUGUUGCUCUGAACACCACGAGCGGACUCAAUGCUGUUUCUAACUUCCACCUUCUCACCUUUAUCCAUAGUAUGGGUAUCCUUGGCCAGGGUGAAGAAGCACUGCUGUGCAAAGUAGCGGCUGAGCACGAUCUUUCUGAUGGAUACCAACUACAACACUCCGAAGGCUGGGCCAACCUAUUGACAAUCCUCAAGGAAACAGGUGAGCGACCCCCCAAACGUUCCUACACACCUUCAGUCCCGGGCUUUGACAAGGGGGUUGCUCAUCGUAAGGGAGAUAAAUCCUUGCGCCGAGUGCCCUCUCAUGGCUCUGACUCUGAGUCGUCACAGUUGGCUAAGAGGGUCAAGGGCGUUAGCUUGAAAGGAAGCCGUCCAAAGACCCUCUCCGAAGUCGCCGCACAAGACAACACCAUCCAAAUCCUCUCCCGCACACUGCAAUCCUCCAACCUCCCCCACAUGCUCUUUUACGGCCCGCCAGGCACGGGCAAAACCUCGACGAUCCUCGCCCUUGCAAAGCAGCUCUACGGCCCCGACCUCAUCAAGACGCGAGUCCUCGAGCUCAACGCCUCAGACGAGCGCGGCAUCUCCAUCGUGCGAGCCAAAGUCAAAGAUUUCGCGCGGCAGCAACUCUCCUCCGCACCAACGUACAACGUGAUGACGGACGACGGGACGGGCGAGGGCAAGCUGGUGCGGUACCGAGACAAGUACCCGUGCCCACCGUUCAAGAUCGUGGUGCUGGACGAGGCGGACAGCAUGACGCAGGAUGCGCAGAGCGCGCUCCGCCGCACCAUGGAGACGUACUCGAAGAUGACGAGGUUCUGCCUCGUGUGCAACUAUGUCACGCGCAUCAUCGACCCGCUGGCGAGUCGUUGCAGCAAGUUUAGGUUCAAGAGUCUGGAUCAGGCGAAUGCGGUGGGGAGGGUCAGCGAUAUUGCGAGGUUGGAGGGGGUGAAGAUGGCGGAGGGGGUUGAGGAGGAGUUGGUUAGGGUGGCGGAGGGGGAUCUGAGGAAGGCGAUUACUUUCUUGCAGUCGGCUGCGAGGCUUGCGGGCGUUGAGAAUAAGGAUGGGGCUGCGGGGAGGAGGAAACGGAAGGUUGUUGAAGAUGAAGAGGAUGAGGAUGCGAUGGAUGUGGACUCCACAGGGUCAGAUGCCAUUACGAAGACUACGAUACAAGAGAUUGCUGGCGUUAUUCCGACAGCGACGCUUGAGCAGCUCUGGACGUCGAUCUAUCCAUCAACUACCGCGAAGUCAAUUCAGUACAAAAAGAUCGCAACUGUGGUCGAGGACAUGGUCGCGGAUGGGUGGAGCGCAGUACAAACACUCGGACAGCUGUACGAUAAGGUGAUGUACGACGAGCGGGUGGGAGACGUGCAAAAGGUGCGGUGUGCAGGACUAUUCAGUGAAACGGACAAGAGGCUUGUCGAUGGAGCAGACGAGCAUCUAGCAAUAUUGGAGCUGAGCUUAGGGAUUGCAGGCGUACUGUGCCGAUAG